Molecule: messenger RNA, 303 nt
Organism: Knipowitschia caucasica
Lineage: Eukaryota; Metazoa; Chordata; Actinopteri; Gobiiformes; Gobiidae
Source: the annotation of a GenBank genome assembly
AUGGUCGAUGGAAUACAAUUUUGGAUUCCCCGGAUUCCUAAACAAACAGCUCAGCAGCAGCGUCCAGGCCACCGUCGCUGUCGUCUCCCCUGUCUGCGCCUUCAUAAAUAUGGAUGGCCUGUGCAGAGCUCUUGUGUCCACUUCCAGCUGACCGCUCUCAGACACCAUGACCACUCCAGACCUCCUCCUAUCAAAGCCCUCCGCCGCCACAUCAAAGAAACCACGGCGCGUCCAGUCCGACCGGCGCAGGCUCCGUUUGAACCUCUGAAUGAGACACAAGGAACGACAUUUUUGCACGAUUAA